AUGUCAGCCUCUGGGAAAGCUCACGUAGAUGAGCACUCCCAGAAUGUCUGCCACAAGAUUUCAUGGCCCCAGGCUAAUAGACCUCCCACCAUAAUUGCUACAAGCCUCACCACAUCAAUCCCUCCUUCUUCCACAGUGGCUGCAGGCAAUUCAAUAUCAAACACUCCUCCUUCUUCCACAGGGGCUGCCGGCACCACGGCAUCGAGCCCUCCUCCUCCCACCACGGGGGCUGCCGGCACCACGGCAUCGAGCCCUCCUCCUCCCAUCACGGGGGCUGCGGGCACCACAGCAUCGAGCCCUCCUACUCCCUCCACGGGGGCUCAGAGCACCACGGCGGCUACAGUCACGCCGGCAUCGAGCCCACCUACACCCUCUACAGGUCCCACCAACCCUUGCCAAGAGGAUUCCUGUAAGGGUGGUUCUUCGUGUGUGAGUCUGAAUGAUACAUUUUUCUGCCUGUGUCCAGAAGGGCAAUACUAUAACUCUUCCACAUGCAGUAAAGGAAAGAUAUUCCCUGGUACAAUUACAUUCAAAACAUCAAAUAUAGAGGACUUGAAAGAUGAAAAUUCUGUGGCCUAUCAAAAAUUACAUUUUGAAAUUACUGAAUUUUUUAAAAAGGCAUUUAACAAUUCUGAUUACGGACAGACUGUAAUUGUUAAAAUAAGCACGACAUCUGCAGCAAGAUCUGAAUUGCGUGCUGGUGACAAGGAUGUUGACGUAGAAGUAGUAAACAUCUUUAAGGAAACUACAGAACUAAAUGAGACUACAGUAUCUAAUGCAAUUACAAAAGCAAUUGAAGACAAUGCAGAUGUCUUUACAGGAUAUACUGAGCAAGACCGGUGUGACUACUAUGGUUGUGAGAAGAAGAAUGACCAGGACAACUGCUCCAGUGGUUUACUGUGUCAGUGCAAACAGGGGCUGGUGAGGCCCAACCCGCAGGUCCCCAUGUGUGUCGCCUUCGGUCCAACCUGCGAUGACACCUGCAACGCAGAGAACAAGCGGCAAUGUUUAGUGAGGAGCAGCACGAGCGCGGACUGCGUGUGCCUGCCGGGCUACCGGGAGGACAGUCAUGGGGCCUGUCAACCGUGUGCAUUUGGCUACAGCGGAGUCGGCUGUAAAGACAAUAUUUACCUGAUCAUCACCAUUGUGGGCAUCAUUGCUGGCAUCCUCAUCCUCGGUUUGCUGAUAGCAUUGGUCAUCUCAAUGAGUUCAAAGAGCAAAAAGAAGAAUGUGGAAGAACAGAACCUGAUUGAGAACGACUUUCACAGUCUGAGACUUUAUGAGACUACUGGCUUUAGCAACCUAGGAGCAGAUGGGAACAUCUUCCCUAAAGUCAGGGUGAACCUCCCAAAAGACGGUAGUGCUCGGAAUCCCUAUUCGAACUAGGGUUGUAUACCCAACCCCGAC
Molecule: messenger RNA, 1407 nt
Organism: Camelus dromedarius (Arabian camel)
Lineage: Eukaryota; Metazoa; Chordata; Mammalia; Artiodactyla; Camelidae
Product: mucin-13
Exons: 12
Coding region: 1-1386 (461 amino acids)
Biological process (GO): heart development
Source: RefSeq, a predicted model, not a curated record